Messenger RNA from Myotis davidii, 1508 nucleotides. RefSeq names its product oleoyl-ACP hydrolase (gene OLAH). The record is from RefSeq and is a predicted model, not a curated record. NCBI's taxonomy places the organism in Eukaryota, Metazoa, Chordata, Mammalia, Chiroptera, Vespertilionidae. Gene Ontology annotation, biological process: lipid biosynthetic process. The transcript has 8 exons. Bases 586 to 1377 code for a protein of 263 amino acids.
UUUACCUAUUUUAGUUGGAAAGUGUGGGAUACAUUUAACCUAGUUUUAUUGAAGCUUUGUAGAGCAAUAACAGCCCUCAGUUAUAAACACUGAAAAUGUAUAUUUAUCACUCUUGAUUGUCUAUUUUCCUUCUUAGAAGUAGCCAUCUUUUUCUGUAUUUUACACCGUUGUCUGAGAAUCAACCUAAGGAGUCAUCCAGGUGGUUCUUCUGAGGGUUUUACUGGCUCUGGGCCAUCAUUACAAAAAGAAGAUUCUGGAGACAGAUUCCCGUCUCUGUGAACGUGCUGCCUCUGGUGAAGAAGCCUUCCUGGCACUCCGGUCCGCUCGCCACCCUAAGGGCUGAGUAGGUUGAAGGAUUUGCCUGGGCUCCCAGGGCUGUUCUGAGAUUCGCAGCUGAGGACUGAGACAAGGUUACUUCUUGGGAUUCGAGGAGCUCCUAUGGUGUAAAGAGGGGUUGAAACAGUAAAUACAGUCAACAGAUUUAAAAAUAAAUCUGGUCAUUCUUCUGUGUGCACAAGAGGGAUUGAAUUUGGCAUUGACUCCCAAGCUGCCGAGACCAGCAAUUGUGCACCAUCUCCUCGCAACAUGGACAAAGAAAACAAUGCUGGGGCAGCCAGGAAUGAAAAAGCUGUGAGCUGCUUAUACCCAAAGCCUAAUGCAGUUUGUAGGCUGAUCUGCUUUCCCUGGGCAGGAAGUGGCUCCCUUUAUUUUGCCAAAUGGGGCGAAAAGAUGAAUGACUUACUGGAAGUGCACUCCAUAAGGCUCGCUGGGAGAGAAAAUCGAUUUGAAGAGCCUUUUGCCAGUGACAUGUGCCAGAUAGUUGGUGAAAUUGUUUGUGUUCUGCUGCCAGUCCUCCAGGAUAAACCAUUUGCAUUUUUUGGCCACAGUAUGGGGGCCACCAUUGCUUUUUUGACUGCACUACACCUAAAAGAAAAACAUAAGCUAGAACCGAUGCAUUUAUUUGUGUCAAGUGCAACUCCUCCUCAUUCAAAGGCCAGGCCUCGCAUUCCUGAAGAUAAAGAAGUGUCAGAAGAGCACCUUCGCUCUUUCAUUUUGAAUGUUGGAGGCACUCCCGUGGAUUUGAUUAAUGACGAGGAAUUUUCUCAACAAUGUUUGUCCAGACUGAUGGCAGAUGCACGCAUUCUUCGUGAUUACACCUUUAAUGCACCAUCUGAGGCCCUUCUAUCUUGUGACUUGACAUGCUUUGUUGGAUCUGAAGAUGUAGUAGAGGAUAUAGAAGCCUGGAAAGAUGUAAUCAGUGGAAGUUUUCAUAUUUAUGUGCGUCCAGGAAAUCACUUUUAUCUCAUGGAAACUUCCAAUGAGACCUUCAUCAUGAACUACAUAACCAAGUGUCUAGAAAUAUCGAUGCUUGCCUGACUAGACGUGUUUCCGGUCUUAAAAAGUCAAAGUGAUUAUAUGAUAGUUUGAAAAAUUUUUUCAGAAGUAGUUCUUUGUUUUCAUUCAGAAAUCGGAAAGUUAUACAUUUGCUCCUGCCAGGGGAUUUGUUU